AUGGCUGUCGUGACUGUAAGACGUUGGUUGAGUUUAUUGAUAUUAUGUCUAUUACAAAUUGUUAGUUCGCAAAGUGAUUAUGAGAUUCCUAAAGUGACGAUCGAGGCGAUUAAGCCGAAAGGAUUUAGGGUAUUCAUAAAAGAUACACCAAAGUUAAGCCUAUUCGCUUUUCAAGGAAGAAUAAAUAAAGCUAUAACACAAACUGAUGUUGGCGAUAUUUCUGGAGAAGUGACUGCUGCAACUAAUGGCAAGUGGAUCUACGAAGAUCCUAAUAUACAGUUAAAGGUCGGUGACGUCAUUUAUUACUACGUUUUCGCUGUAUACGACCGGAAAGGAUAUUUAAAGGAUAAUCUUAGCUUUACAGUAACAGAACUAGUUGAUGUCAAUAGCCAAGCGCCAGUGCAAACGGACUGUAGACCUACUGCCACUGUGGUGCGCAUCGGAACCGCAUGCGCUGGUCAGACAAUAUUUGAAGACAAUUUUGACAGCCUUCGCGAAGACUUGUGGCAAAUUGAACAAUAUAUACCUGAUCAACCUGAAUAUCCAUUUGUAUCCUAUCAGCGACCUCCAAAUGCUCAAACGGUGUCAGUAGAGAAUGGUUAUUUGCGUAUUGAGCCAAAACUGCAACAAGAACAGCCCGGCUUCAACAAUGAGUCAUUGUAUUCGGGCACUUUAAAUCUGUUUAGUGGGUGUACCAGGACGGCAGAAGCUUGUAGAGUUAGAGCAUGGGGCGCCAGUAUUCUGCCACCAGUCGUAAGUGGUCGGAUCACCAGCAAAACCUUUGCCUUUACUUAUGGCGUUGUUGAAGUAAGAGCCAAACUACCACUAGGAGAUUGGCUUUAUCCAGAAAUUCUUCUAGAAUCUCAACUCAAAAAGUACGGAACCCUGAACUAUGCAUCGGGUGUUAUAAGGAUAGCGGGCGCGCUCGGCAAUCGGGAACUCAGACUUGGAUCUAACGAAUAUGGAAAUAAGGUUUUGUAUGGUGGUCCUAUUAUGGAUUUACGAUGUAGAGACAUUCUCACUGGCAGAAAGGAAAUAAUUAAUAAUCAACUUUGGGGUGAUGAUUUUCACACAUAUUCAGUACGCUGGGCACCAGAUAGAAUAACCUUCACAGUUGACGGCGAGGAAUGGUUCAGGGUUGAUCCGUCGGCGAGUGGUCUUCAGGGACGGUUCAAUAAUUUUUGCGAGAUACCUCGUUCGUUGCUUUCUCUAGGCAGUUCUAUAGCACCGUUUGAUGACCAUUUCCAAAUAACUAUUGGCGUUGCAGCGGGCGGCAUUACCGAAUUCACAGAUAACGUCAUAAACGGUGACGGAAGGCCAAAACCAUGGAGCAAUCGAAACCGGAAAGCGAGUCUUAACUUCUGGAAAGAUUUACCCGCUUGGAUACCAACGUGGCAACAACCAGCACUAGUCAUAGAUUAUAUCAAAGUUAAAGCGUUAUGA
Molecule: messenger RNA, 1443 nt
Organism: Parnassius mnemosyne (clouded apollo)
Lineage: Eukaryota; Metazoa; Arthropoda; Insecta; Lepidoptera; Papilionidae
Source: the annotation of a GenBank genome assembly